UCCCUCCACGCUCCAGGCUCCGCCCGCGCCGCCGCCGCUGCUGCAGAGAAGACCGUGGGAGCUGGAGCCGCUGUUCCCAGGAGCCACCCCGGGAAGAGAGACAGAGACGGAGACGGAGACAGAGGCAGAGACAGAGGCAAAAGCAGAGACAGCGGAGCCAUGGCGACGGCGCCAGCAGAGGCUGAGACCCGUCAGAGGCUGCUGCGCACCGUCAAGAAGGAGGUAAAACAGAUCAUGGAAGAGGCUGUGACUCGGAAGUUUGUUCAUGAAGACAGCAGCCAUAUCAUCUCUUUCUGUGCUGCCGUGGAGGCGUGUGUGCUGUAUGGCCUGAAGCGCCGGGCAGCGGGCUUCCUUCGGAGCAACAAGAUCGCAGCCCUGUUCAUGAAGGUGGGGAAGAGCUUUGCCCCUGCGGAAGAGCUGUCCCGCAAGGUUCAAGACCUGGAACAGCUGAUCGAGAACGCGAGGAACCAGCUCCAGGGUCUCCAGGAGAACGUUCGGAAGCUGCCCAAGCUGCCCAACCUGUCCCCCCAGGCUCUCAAGCACCUGUGGAUCCGCACGGCCCUGUUCGAAAAGGUCUUGGAUAAAAUUGUACAUUACCUGGUAGAGAACAGCAGUAAGUACUACGAGAAGGAGGCUCUCUUGAUGGACCCUGUUGAUGGCCCCAUCCUUGCUUCUUUGCUAGUCGGCCCCUGUGCCCUGGAAUACACCAAGAUGAAGACAGCAGACCAUUUCUGGACAGACCCCUCAGCCGACGAACUGGUCCAGCGGCACCGGAUCCACAGCUCCCACCUCCGGCAGGACUCUCCUACCAAGCGCCCGGCGCUUUGUAUCCAGAAGCGACAUUCAAGUGGCAGCAUGGACGACCGGCCUUCCCUCUCUGCCCGGGACUAUGUGGAGUCCCUGCAUCAGAACUCCCGGGCCACACUGCUCUACGGCAAGAAUAAUGUCUUGGUUCAACCGAGGGAUGACAUGGAGGCUGUUCCUGGCUACCUAUCUCUGCACCAGACUGCUGAUGUCAUGACCCUAAAGUGGACCCCCAACCAGCUGAUGAACGGCUCUAUGGGAGACCUGGACUACGAGAAAAGCGUUUACUGGGACUAUGCCAUGACCAUCCGCCUGGAGGAGAUUGUCUAUCUUCACUGCCAUCAGCAGGUAGACAGUGGUGGGACAGUGGUGCUAGUGAGCCAGGAUGGGAUUCAGAGGCCCCCGUUCCGGUUUCCCAAGGGGGGUCAUCUACUACAGUUUCUCUCGUGCCUGGAGAACGGGUUGCUACCCCACGGCCAGCUGGACCCACCGCUGUGGUCCCAGCGGGGAAAGGGCAAAGUAUUUCCAAAGCUCCGCAAGCGAAGCCCUCAAGGUUCCUCAGAGUCUACAUCUGACAAGGAAGACGAUGAAGCCACAGACUACGUCUUCAGGAUCAUCUACCCCGGCAUGCAGUCGGAGUUCGUGCCCCCAGACUUGAUCGAUGCUUCUGUGAGCAGCCUGCCUUCCAUGUGGCAGCCCAGUCCCCGGAAGUCAUCCUGUUCAUCCUGCUCCCAGAGUGGCUCCACAGAGAGCGGACCGUCUAAUGGAUGUAAUCAUGAGAGGGCCCCUCUGAAACUCCUCUGUGACAACAUGAAGCAUCAGAUCCUCUCCAGAGCCUUCUAUGGUUGGCUUGCCUAUUGUAGGCAUCUGUCCACUGUGAGGACCCACCUAUCAGCCUUGGUCAACCACCUGAUCGUGUCCCCUGACCUGCCCUGUGAUGCUGGCCAUGGCCUGACCAUGGGCAUCUGGGAACAGUACCAGAAGGACAGCACGAGUUAUGAAGAGCAGGAGCUGCUACGUCUGAUCUACUUUGGGGGGAUUCAGCAUGAGAUCCGCAAGGAUGUCUGGCCCUUCCUGCUGGGCCAUUACCAAUUUGGGAUGACAGAGGCCGAGAGGAAGGAGGUGGACGAUCAGGUGCAUGCCUGCUAUGAGCAGACCAUGGCAGAGUGGUUGGGCUGUGAGGCCAUUGUCCGGCAGAGGGAGAAAGAGUCCCAUGCGGCUGCCCUCGCCAAGUGCUCCUCCGGCGCGAGCCUGGACAGCCACCUGCAGAGGAUGAUGCAUCGGGAUUCCACUAUCAGCAAUGAGUCUUCUCAGAGCUGCAGUUCAGGAAGACAAAACCAUAUCCGUCUGCAGAGUGACUCCAGCAAUAGCACCCAGGUGUUUGAGUCUGUAGAUGAAAUAGAGCAGGUGGAGGCAGACAGCAGACAGGAUGACACAAAGCAGCCCAAGGUCCCCAAUGGGACAGUGGUUAAUGGCACCUGCUCCCCCGACUCUGGCCAUCCCUCUUCCCACAACUUCUCCUCAGGCCAGUCUGAGCACAGCCUCAGCACAGAAGACAGUGUCAUGGAACCACUCAAAAACACCCCUCCAUUGACAAGGUCUGAUGGACCCAGCGCCCAGGAUGGCCGCGAGCCGGACACUGCCACCCAGCUCAGGGGCAAGGCCCCGAGAGAGGAGCUGGCCAUCCAGGACAGCCUGGAAGGUGACUUUCUCACCAACGACAGCCUGGAUGAGUUCAUGUCUGUCCCCGGGAGCCUGGAUGUGGCCCUCCCAGAGAAGGAUUCUUCAGUGGUAGAAAGCUGGGUGGGCAGCGAGGCGGAGAAGCAGAGCCUGGUGGAGAGUGAGGACACCCUGUCUGAGGAGCCGGAAAUGGAAAGUCUCUACCCCCAACUGGAAGCCUUGACCGUGGUCGACUCAACAAUCACUGAGGCCUCCCCAGUAUCUUCGAGUGGAGUGACGUACUCUCCAGAGCUGCUGGACAUGUACACUGUGAACCUGCACCGCAUUGAGAAGGACGUCCAGAGGUGUGACCGGAAUUACUGGUACUUCACCCCUGCCAACCUGGAGAAACUUCGCAACAUCAUGUGCAGUUACAUCUGGCAGCACAUCGAGAUUGGUUACGUGCAGGGCAUGUGUGACCUCCUGGCCCCAUUGUUGGUCAUCCUCGAUGAUGAGGCCCUUGCUUUCAGCUGCUUCACAGAACUCAUGAAAAGGAUGAAUCAAAACUUCCCUCAUGGAGGUGCCAUGGAUACCCACUUUGCUAACAUGAGGUCCCUCAUCCAGAUUUUGGACUCGGAGCUUUUUGAGCUCAUGCACCAGAAUGGUGAUUACACACAUUUCUACUUCUGCUACCGCUGGUUCCUCCUGGAUUUUAAGAGAGAACUAGUCUACGAUGACGUCUUCUCCGUCUGGGAAACCAUUUGGGCUGCCAAGCACGUCUCUUCCUCCCACUAUGUCCUAUUCAUUGCCCUGGCCUUGGUGGAGGUAUACCGUGACAUCAUCUUGGAAAACAACAUGGAUUUCACAGAUAUCAUCAAGUUCUUUAACGAGAUGGCGGAGAGGCACAAUACUAAACAGAUCCUGAAACUAGCCCGAGACCUCGUCUACAAGGUUCAGACUCUGAUUGAGAACAAGUAAAGGGCUGACAGUGGUACCGGCAUCCCCUGGAAGUUCCUGCCCGAGGCUCUGGUUCCACACCUUCAAGAAAGACUUUGGGACCUGGCCAAAGACCCGGGCUGUUCCAGCAAGAGGAAGCGUCUCCUGUCUGGAUGUGCAGCAGGCAGGAGAGGGGUUUGUUCCUUCGGUCCAACUUUCUCCUUAUGUAUAGUUCAACCAAAGAUCUUGUCUUUGUCGGAAAAAGUCUCUUGUAGGGGGAGGGAGGGGAUGACUGGAAAAAGCAGGAAAAUGUUCCUCCUUUGCCUCAUUGCUCUUCCUCUCCUCCCUCAAGAUCCAUCUCCCCUGGUCCCAGUAACCCCGCCGUCUUCUGAAGUAGCAAUGGAGCCUUCCAGGAAGGGACCUGACCUCACCUUUAGGGUGGAGGCCGACCUGGCUGCCCCGCUGGGUCCUUUGUUCAGAAUGAGCAGGGGGCGGGGGAUGGAGGACCACAGAUGGCUAUAAUGAAGGUAUCCAAGUCCCUUCCACCUUCUUCCACCCACUGCCAAGGUCUGCCACCCCCAGCCCAGCCCAGACAAGGAAAAACCCAGAAAUAUCCAGGAUGGCCUAGUUUCCUUUCUGAUGUUUGGGUCUCUGUUCUAUGCUGCUCCCUCAUUCCCUCCCCCAGGAGGACACUAUUUUUUCCUUAAAGGGGAAACUUCCCGUUCCACACCUCAGUGCCACUCAAAGGUCUGGAUCCCAGCCAACAAGGGUUUCUUCUUGAGAGCUCUCAUGGGGGGCUAGCUAGGGCCUCCUCAUGGUGAACUCUGGGAGGGUGAACAAGAUUGGGGAGUCCUUCCUAAGUAUCCUUCUCCCCUCUUUUUUAAAAAACUCAGGUAGGAGGAACAGAAGAUGAGCCCUGUUUGAUGACUCAUCAGGGAGUUUGGGAGGUCUGGCUGGGUGGAGCCUUUCGAAGACAGAGUGGGGCUCAGGUGAGGUAGUUUCCCUAGAAAAGGUCCUGCUGAAGGGGGCAGCUAGGUGGCACAGUGGAUAAAGCACCGGCCCUGGAUUCAGGAGGACCUGAGUUCAAAUCCAGCCUCAGACACUUGACACUUGAUACUUACUAGCUGUGUGACCCUGGGCAAGUCACUUAACCCUCAUUGCCUGGCCAAAGGAAAAAAAAAAGGGUCUGGCUGAGAAGUUGAUCUGUGUUAGAAGAAGUCUGCACCCAAGACUCCUUCCUCUUCUGUUGUCCAUCUGGGAUGACCUCCAGCUACAGACUCAUCCUAAGUAGGUUUUCUCUUUCCCCUCCUUCCCUUCGAUGAUUUCGGUCUCCCCAGUGCCCUAAUUCUGAGCAAAGGCCCCAGAUCAGAGAAAGGCAGCCCCAAGUGGGAGAGUGAAGUUCCCUUCUCCGUCCCCUCUUCCCAGAAAACCAUUCGGUCCCUUUGUGUUUGACUCUCCCCCGGCCAUCUCAACCUGCCUAAAAUCUCUCCUGCCAGAUACAUAAAUAGCCCUGAAUUGUUCCAGGGAAACAAACCAAAUGUAUACAAAACAUGAGAGGCGACGGGAGUAGUGGAUACUCCUUAGAAUCAGAAAGAUCUAGAUUCAAAUCCUGCCUCAGAUGCUUAUUACCUACAUUAUCUUGGGCACAUGGCUUCCCCUCUCUGGGCCUCAGUUUCCUCUUCAUCUCUAAAAUGAGAGGGGGUGGACUGGCCAGUCUCUGGGGUCCCUUCCAGCUCUACAAAUCCUACAUACAAUGGGCCACUCAGCCUGUGUAUACAAUUAUUGUAUCGGAGAUGAGAGAAGCAGAAAUCUUCUAUGGGAGCCAUAACUCUCAUUUCCAGAGUUAUAUCAUAACUCUAUGAAGACAGCUGCCCCAGUUCUUAUUCCCAUUUUACAGAGAGGAAAGUGAGACUCAGAAGCAAAGUGACUAACUCAGGGUCACACAGCUACUGAGUGUCAGAGCUGGGAUUUAAUGCCAGGUCUUCUGGCCCCAGGUUCAGUUCAAUAAAUGUUUCUUAAGCACCAGCUGUGUGCUCAGUCCUGGGGAUACAAAACCAGAAAUAGAGCAGCCCCCCCAUUCUCCACCACAUCAUGUCUAGUAACAGUAUUUGCAAGGCAACAUCCAUUUCCUCCAGGAGGAAAAGGCUCUCUUGAUGUCUGCCCUGCCUUGUCCUCUCUCUCCCUUCUGAUGGAAUUGGGGUCUCUUCUCUUGACAUCAUCUUAAGAAGACCCUACUUGGCAAGCCAUGGGGAUGCCUGGGCUUCCUUACCCCGAUGAACCAUCUGUCUACAGUUUUCAGAGUCGACCUUAAGACAUCUGAAGUCUGAGUCCACACUGAUCCUGGCAUCCUCUUUUGUUCAGUUCAGCAUCUCCUAUCGCUUGUCAGGUGUUCAGGAACAAAAAACAAUCAAACACACACACACACACACACACACACACACACACACACACACACACACACACACACAUAUAUAUAUAUAUAUACAUAUACCUAUAAAGCUCCCUUAGAGAAAUGUUUAAAAACCCAAAUAUUCCCAAGUCAUUGUGGUUUGGACAAAGUACCUGAGAAACCCUGGACAAAAAAAAAAUCUUCUCCCUGUUCUGAUGGUUUUCCAGAAAGCAUCUCUUGGCCGUUCAACGGUUGUGUUUUUGGAAUACCUGGAACUUACCCUAUUUCUUGUACAUCUCAUGUGCUCGUGCAUCGCCAGAUUCAAACAACUGUGAGUCAUUUGGCAAAUGGGACUGAAGCUUUUCAGUGUUAUAUACUUAUCUUGUAAGUGUUUACCAGAUGUAUACAUACAUGUGAGAGGCAGGGUGGUAAAAUUCAGUGAGCAAUUAUUAAGCCCCUCCUGUGUUCCAAUUACUGGGCUAGGCACUGGGGAUACAAAGACAAAACAAAACACAGCCCCUGCCUUCAAGACAUUUAUAGUCCACUGGAGGUGCUUAUAUUUUAUAGGACAGACAGCUUAUAUGGCUAGACUUGGAGUCAGGAAGACCUGACUUCUAGUCUUGUCUCUUCCUAGAUGUAUGACCCUGGGCAAGUCACUUGACCUCUUUCAAACUUCUCUGUUAAGUUAGAGACAGGCUUCAAUCUGCUUGGGUGUAGGAAACCUCCAUUGAGAAACUCCCAGGUCCUUACUAUACUGAUAUCUCUAUAUAGACAAAUGUAGAGAAGUCUCUGGAGGAGGUCAAGCUAUUAUUAUCAUUUUUAUUUAUUUAUUGUGGGAUGAAACUUUUUGCUUCUGAAAACUGGAUGGCUCAUGCUUUCCUGCUCUUCUAAUGGUGUAUCCAGAUGUGAUUUUCUCAUGCCAACUUUUCUGUUAUUCCCAUGAAAAAUUACGGGCAGAGAAAGGACCCUUGACUCCCUUCUUCUUCUGUGUGAAUGGAUGUCCACUGGUCUAAGUCGUGGAUUGAACUAGGCUAUGGAACUGAACAUAGCCCUGAUCUGAAGUUUCAAUGUGUACAUAAAUAUAUAUAAAUACACAAAUGUAUAGGUAUAUAACAUAUAGAGAUAUAUUAGGUAACUUUGACUUAUUUAUUGCCUAACCUACCUCAUGGAGGGGGGUGAGGAUGGGCAUUUUUCAAUUUUGGAAUAUUUAAAACAGCCUUGGAGCUAGUUACUUGCCUGCUCUCUCAGGCAAGUGAAAUAGAAUGCUGGUGUUCUAUUUUUUUUUUAACUACUAGUAUCCACUCUCUCUCUCGGGAGAUUGAUUUAUGUGAGCUGGUCAGUUUUCAAGUCCUUAUUUAUGAGACUGGUUUAAAAUGUAUGAAGUGUCCUAUGUGUUAUCUAUCUAGUCCCUUCUUUGACUCAACUCCCAAGAUCAAAGGCAGUUUUCUAUAGAAAACACCUGUCUCUAAGGGGCUUCUAAAAAUGGGCAUCAGAGCUGUUCAUUAGCACUAGCCAACCGGGCUAGAUACUGAGGCAGCUUUGACCAAGGGUAGCAGCAGAUCCCACCUGCAGGAGAAAGGAACGGUGAAAUGCCAUGUUGGAAAUCAGACUAUACUUUCACAUCAUUGGGGAAAUUCCCAGCAUCACUCUGAGCUGUCCCAUGUGAACAGUGUAUAGAGAUGGAUGGACUUUUGAGUCAGUGGUUCUCCAAAGCUUCACAUUUUCACCAGCCCUACUAUCUCCCACAGACCACAUACCUCACCCCCAAAUUUCCUGAGUGGAUUGGGGAAAUGGCACCAUCUUAGGUGAGCCUGGUUUUUUUAAGCUGGCUAAAGUGAGGUAUUAAGUUGGUCCAGAACCACAAAUCCAGAUGCUAUCAGAUUGUAUACACACAUUCGAAUUCCAGAAUACCAGCAUGUAAAAAAAGCCAGAAGUGACUUUUGGACCCUAUUUGAAGAACUUCUUUAUGAGAAAGAGUCCUUUGGCUGAUAGACCCUUGUUGUGGAACAAGAAGGAAGGUCCUUCAUGGGGACCCAGAGAUUAAUAAUACCCCGAGAAGUUUUCCCAGGGGCAGCUAGGUGGCGCAGUGCUUAAAACAUCGGCCCUGGAUUCAGGAGGACUUGAGUUCAAAUCUGAACUCAGACCCUUGACACUUACUAGCUGUGUGGCCCUGGGCAAGUCCCUUCACCCUGUUUGCCUCAGUUUUCCCAUCUGUAAAGUGAGCUGGGGGCAAACCCCACUAGUAUCUUUGCCAAGAAAACCCCAAAUGGGGUCACAACUGAAACAACUCGACAACCACAACGAACUACAUUUUUGGUUUUAGUGACACUUUUUCGUUUGGUCCUUCUGAUGGUUACUAAAGGAAAUCUGUGGGAUGAGAGAUGUUCCUGAGGUACCCAUGGCCUGUGGCCCCUCCACCAGCCUUAUUGUUCCAUAAUCUGCCGGUCCCCUUGUUCUGAUCUUGUUCCAAAUCUCCGUUUUCAUGCUGUUUCUUGUUCUGCCAGCCUCACUGUUCCGUAUCCCAACAGACCCUUUCCUCAAUAGUGUUCUUCCAGCAUCCUCAUUCUUAUAUUGCAACACCCCAUCCUAUUAUCAUCCUGGUAUCCUGCUGGGUCCAUUCUUCUGCCAUCAUUCAGCCAGCUUCACGACCCCCUCAGCCUUAGUUCCGUGUACACAGGCCUAUAGCCAUGUACCAGAAUUUCCCUUUGAUGCUUGCAGACCCACGUUCGGACUCCGCCUCGUGGGAAGCGGGGCGCCCACGUACCUGUUGAACUCGCACAAAUGCCUAAUCUAAUGCACUACUGCUCUCCUUGUUCUCGAUGAUAUAUUUUUACUAACAACAAAAAAGUCUAAGUUAAUAUUCUUGCUUUUUGUAAAGGACUUCUUACAUAACUGCAUUCAUCUGAACUCUCUGUAGUCAUGGAUGAAGGAGUGGCCACAUCUUCUUUAAGCAUUCCUGAACAUGUGAGUUUGGGGAGUAUGUGGUCUUUGUCCCUAAAAUGUAUGUAUGUGUGUGUGUAUAUAUGUGUGUGUAUGUUUGUAUGUUUCAGGCAUCUUUGCCUUUUGUGGUGUUGAGACUGAAAAUAAUGUUUCUGUGGGAGAUUUCAUGUGGAUUGGACUAAUUCCACUUAUGACCAAGAUGGUGGCACACAGGUGUUUGAGUGAUGCCCUAGCAUGAUUUCCCUUCUCUUUCCUAGGCCUUUUCCUCUCCCAGCCAACCAAAAGUAAGACCACGGGUUGUUUCUUUAUUUUGUCACAAAGAUGAUACCAGAAGGGUGAGAGCCUUUCCUGGGUGGGUUGGGAAGAAAGAGAAAGCCACAUUGUUUCCACCAUUAAGCACUCUACUUAAUCCCUACCUCCCCACAUUUCUGAGUGGGUGCACAAGUGUUUCCCAGCUCCCCUUUCCAUCUCUUCCCUUCCCUUCACCCUUUGUUUUCCUCCCUCUCCUUGGAGACUGAUAUGGUGAGCAGGCAACAUAGUGGAAAGAAUUAUCAAAUCUGGUGUCAAAGACCUCUGGGUUUGAUCCAUGACUCUACUGUUACUGCCUGCAGUGUGAGACCUUCAGGAAGUCACUUAAAUUUUCAGUGCCUCAGUUUCCUCCUCUGUAAAAUGAGAUUAUUGGUCUGGAUGAUCUCUAAGGUCCCUGAUUUUAUAAUUCUCUCCCGGGAGUAGCCCAAGAUAAUAGGUUCAUUGUCCCUCUUCCUGCCCCCCCCCCCCCCCCCCCCCCGCCAUUUAUUAAGCACCUUCUGCAUUCCAAGUGAAAGGCCUUGGAGUCGGCUCUGACACACACUAGCUUUGUGACCUUGGGCAAGUCAUUUAAGCUUUUGUCGAACUAGGCAAGUUUCUGAGACUGUAAAUUGUGAUACUCUGCAUUAAUAGAGGGGAUUUCUUCAUUGAGAGUUCCCUACACCAUUGAAAUCUCAGGUCCAGCCUUCCCCCUCCAAAAAGUGUUCCAGCAUUUCUGAACCUGGACCAUAAUAACUGGGGGAAAAAACCUUUUAACUAAGCUUUGAAACUUUGGGGAAAAAAGGUGAUCCAGAGACUGUAGGUGCUGGACCUACAAAGACAAAAAUGAAAUGUCCCUGCCCUCAAAAAGCUUGCAUUCUAAAUAAGAAGACAGAAGGCUUACAUGGAUAAGUGAAUGCAAAAUACAGGAGAUCCCCAAAGUCAGUGCAACUUCAGCUUUAUGAAUAAAUUCAACCCAUACCAAGACAAAAUAAAUCAUAUUCCCUUUACACAAUAAAUGCAGUGGAAUUUGGGGAAGUGGGGCCCCUGUUACCACAAUGGGGGAGGAACCAGAAUCUCUUCCACUCACUUUUCCUCCCCCUCCCUCAUCCCUCCAGUCCUUUUCUUUCCUUGGGCUAUUUGCCUGGUCCUUCCUGUCACCCAAACUUCAUUGGCAUUUCAUCCUUGACCCACUCUUUCUCCUUUGAUUGUUCAUUUUAUAUUUUAUAUUUGUUUGGGGACUUUGGAGAAGUGACAGGGGCCCGGGAGUAGAAAUCAAAUCAUGUCAUUGUUAGAUUUAGUGCUACAAAGGUUAAAGGUCACUCACCUUAAUUUACAGAAAAGAAAACAGAGUCCAGGAAAGGGGGAGUGAGUUGCUUUAAGCCACGUGGCUAACAAGUAGCAGAGACAGGAUUCAAACCCGGGUUCUCUUCUGGUUAAGGCUCAGAAUGAAUGGAGACCAUCUCUUAUGCACUUACAAAACCCCUGAGCUUCACUUACUCAAAAUGGUCAGUGACUUGGAGGUUUAUAGGGCAUGGAUUCUCCUGGAAAUGAGACAGGCCCUCCGGGUACCGGAAGGAUAACAAGGUUGGUGUGUGGUGGGUGGGUAGGACCCUGAAAUGUUUACCUUAGAGGACCCCAGGCUACAGCCUAUGGGAUGUUAGGGCAUUAGGGAUGAGGAGAGAGUUGUUAAUAGCCCAAAGGCACGUACACAAUAGCACAAUUCAAUUCUCUCUGAAGUGCCGACUUCCCAUCAGGAUUACACCUCCUGCUCCUUAACACCAGCAAAGUGAGGUGACCAGAGAACCGUCAGCCUGGACUGCUGAAAUUGACCCUGAGACCUCCCUGCUUUGGGAUCCUAUCUCAAUAAAUGGAUGACCUGUCCAGCUGUUACCUUCAGUAGCCAUUCCCCUGUCCAGAAAUAAACUAGGGGGGGGGGGCCUUCUUCCUAACCUCCUCCUUGUCUCCCCCAAGACCAGAUCCCAUUCUAACAGGGGACUUCUUCUAACUUGGAAUACCCUUGGUAGGAAAGGCACUGACCACCACCACCCACGUACUCCCUAGCCAAAAAUCCACAAAGAUCUCUGGUUAAAUAGCCCAUGAGAGCAGGCUCCACUUCAUGGAAGCCUUGGUCUUUUUCAAAGUAAAUAAUGCAUAUGGGCCUUGGUGUCUCCAUUCCAUCUCCAGGGUGAUGCUGGGCUGCCGUGUCUCUGGCUUGGAUGCUAUCCUGGUCUGGGGGAGGGGGGGGGAAUCCUUCUUAUGCGAUCAGUUGAUGUUGUGGCUUUUAUGGUAUCAUGUAACCGUGUCACCAAUUUAUGAGCACAUGCGAUCUCUGUGUGGUGGUUUAAUAUGUUUAAUAUGUUUUAUAUGGGUCUUGGCCCUGCUUUUUUUUUAUUAUUGUAAAGUGUUCUUUACUGUUCCAAAAAAAAAAAAAAGUUGCGAACUCUGGUCCCUGUGGUCUCUGUGUUUUCAGAACAAUAAAAUCAUUACUGGUUGGUC
Molecule: messenger RNA, 11512 nt
Organism: Dromiciops gliroides (monito del monte)
Lineage: Eukaryota; Metazoa; Chordata; Mammalia; Microbiotheria; Microbiotheriidae
Gene: SGSM1
Product: small G protein signaling modulator 1
Exons: 25
Coding region: 160-3441 (1093 amino acids)
Biological process (GO): activation of GTPase activity
Molecular function (GO): GTPase activator activity
Source: RefSeq, a predicted model, not a curated record